Molecule: messenger RNA, 2857 nt
Organism: Bactrocera oleae (olive fruit fly)
Lineage: Eukaryota; Metazoa; Arthropoda; Insecta; Diptera; Tephritidae
Product: D-beta-hydroxybutyrate dehydrogenase, mitochondrial
Biological process (GO): steroid metabolic process
Cellular component (GO): intracellular membrane-bounded organelle
Molecular function (GO): oxidoreductase activity
Source: RefSeq, a predicted model, not a curated record
UGUUUUUUAAGAAAAAAAAAAACUCGCUCGCUGUGAAUGUUUGAGCUUGCGGGACUAUAACGCUUUCAGCUUUCAAAAUAACGCUUUAUAAAAAUUUUUCCGUAAGGCUUAUUCAGUUAUAUAACCCUGGUUUAAAAAAAACCCAACCCGAAGAUGAAUACUGAAAAUUAAAAAAAAUUAUACAAAGGGGCUUUAUUUGAGAUGGUUUGAUAUUAGUAACCUGUAUCAAUGUUAACAUGAACUUUUUCCGAAGCAUUAAAUAGUAGCUCACCCUUAUUAAAAUAGUAUAUUGAGAUCACAAAAACAAGAACUGAUUUAUUUGAAAGAAAAUCAAUCGAUGUAAUAUAGAACAAGCCGACUUGACCUGCAGAAACAGAUAAUGAUCGUGAAUAUUGAAAUAUGUGCUGUGUAGCAAGCAUCUUCAAAAUAAAUAUGCAUGAACAGUGCAUGCAUAAGCAAAAGAUCUCGCUAAUGGAAUCUAUGCCGACGUGAGCGGAGACACUUUUUACUUUUUUGCGUAAUUUCGAAACUGCCACAAACAUACAAACACUAAGAAAAAUAUUAAAUACCAUACACAAGCCCACAUUCUUUACACACAAAGAAACAAGCAAAUGAAAUGGAGAAAAUACAUUUUCAAAAUAUUUAAAUAACAAAAAUAACACAGUGGUAAGCAUAUAAUAAAUUGUUGCAAGCGAGUGCCGAUCUUGUACGCCUAGGGUCGAAAAGUGUAUGCGACAAUAACGACAACAAAGCGAAAAUGAACUGAGCUGCCGAAUCCAGCCAUAGCGGGCGCUAUUGACAAGCGCGAAGCGAAUUCGUGUAGGCCGAUACCGUCCGUCUAAUGACGUCUAUGCUUUCGCUACCACACCGACGCAACCCGCCGCCUGUACCAGCAACAAAAAAAAUAACAAAGUUUACCGCAUAUGUUGGCGCUGCAACCAACGCACGACCGCUAGCCGCUAUGCCCUGGCAGUUGGACGACGCGACUCAUAACGUGAUAAUCGGGCGGCCGGCCGAACCGCUAAAAACCGACACAUUCGGAAAUUACUUUGUAGAAAGUUAUUUUAUUCAAAACAUUUUUUAAGACUUUAUCGAGGUGAUAAUUAUUGCUGUUUUCGAAGUGAUACUUAUAUAAGCGUUUAACUGGCGGAAACAAGCAAAAUGCAAGUUUUCGAUAAUACUAUGCGCCGUGCAUCACGACGCGCUUCUCUGCGCCGCGGCUCCAUUUCAGUGCUGCCACAAAAGUCUGCCGAAAUUCCAUGGGACAUUCUGGAGCGUCUAUUGUUGCCAUUCCUGUUCUGCCAUGCUGCCGCAUUGAUUAUCUCAACAUUGUUGCACGCAUUGGAUAUUUCGCAUGUCUCCACGUUUGCGGUAUUCGUUUGGUUUGCACUCUCCACUGUCGGAGCGGUGCUCUUCUAUCAUUUCGUUAAGGUCUCCUCAUACGGCAAAGGUGUACUCAUUACUGGCUGCGAAACACCCAUCGCUUGGUAUUUGGCUAAGAAACUCGACGACUUAGGUUUCACUAUUUAUGCUGGCUUCAAUGUGCCCAUCGCUGAAUCAGAUGAGGCGAAAAUCCUGAAGGAAGAAACUUCCGGUCGUUUGAAAUUGUUGCAUGUGGAUGUGAGCUCGGAGAAAUCUCUACUUGAAGCCGCUGUCUAUAUUUCCGAACAUUUACCUGAUGGUGCUUACGGCUUGUGGGCUGUAGUGCAUUGUGCUCACUGGGUUGCACUUGGAGAAUUGGAGUGGAUUCCAUUUGGUGUAUUGCGCAAGUCAUUGGAUUUGAAUUUGUUGGGUGCCGCACGCUUGACUCAGAUUAUGUUGCCGUUAAUUCGCCGCUCAACUGGACGUGUUGUGUUCUUGACCUCAGGUCUUAGCAAAAUUCCGGCACCAGUACGUGGCAUUCAAAGCGCCACCCAAGCGGCUAUUGAAAGUUUUGCCGGUUGUUUGCGUCAGGAGAUGCGUCAACGUGGUGUCGAUGUGUCUGUAGUGGCAGCCGGUGAAUUUGCCCCCGGCAACGGUUGGCUCAGCGAGACGGAACUGCGUGAACAGGCUAAGGAAAUGUGGGCAAAAUUGACCUCCGAACAAAAGAAAGCCUAUGGUGAAGAUUACUAUGAAGCUGCCAUGACCUCAUUGGAGAAAUACUCAAGAGAGACCGCCGACAUACAACCCUCUCUGCGCGUGCUGAUCGAUGCCGUCUCGCGCACUUUCCCCAUGGCACGCUACACACCGGUGACUGCACGCGAAAAGAUCGAAAUUUUCAUGGCCGAACAUUUGCCUACCGCACUGUACGAAAUCCUUUUCGCUGAGCCCAAAAAGAAGGUGCGUCCACAAGGUGCUUUCUAAACGCCAACACUGGCUGUGCGAUCAAAAGAAACGGCAAAGGGACUAAAGGACACGGCUGCAACACUAAAGAGCGUUCACUGCACAAAUUUUGUAUUGUUGUGAUCAUUUGAAUAAUAACAUGAUUUGUUUUCCAUAACAAACAGAUUAUAUUGGCUAAAUUAAAUAAGUAGCAUAGUCACACAUACAUAUGCAAUAAUUAACCAUAGUCUAAAGGCGUAAUUUUUGUACUAAAAAAGCAUUUAUUUUUUCUGUCUUUUGUCGAAAAUUUUUCCAUAUAAAUAUAUAUCAAUUUGCAAUAGUUUGAAAGCGCCAAAAAGCAUUUAAGAAAUUGUUUAAAAUCUAUUUUUAAUUUCUGCGUUAUAAUUAGUUUGAACUUUCAUUAAACAAUUAUUUCACUUUAUUUGUGUAGUUCUUAAGCUCAUACUCAAUAAGCCAAAUUUUAAUAUAAAUAAAUAAUUGUAUUUCUUUUGAAUAAACUUGUGAGAUUUACAAUAAAGGUGAAUAGAAACCACGA